UAACCAGACAGACGAAACGUUGUUCGCGAUUAUUGUCAGGGCUUCAACAAAGGGGGAACGUUUUAAAUCAUUGUAAAGUGGCAUAUAUCACGCUGGAAUUGCAAUUAGCGUGCUACGUAUCCGUGUCCCCCCGGUGUCGCGUUCACUUGUCGACGACGCGCUUUGUGUUUACGAACAAACGCGUGCAUUCAUCCAUCGUCUGAUUCUUCGCCGAGAGUUUUCACUAACAAAUUACAAUUGUGUUACAUGACCGGUCAUAACGUGACAACGUAAACGAACCAUAUUUUAUACUACUCUGGCCGUAGUCGUUGCCAAGCUUUACUUAUCGAUACUUUGCCGCCAAGAAAUAAUGAAUAUUGGAAAAGACUAGAAGAUAGAUUCAAAUAUUUUUCAAUGAUGAAAUUACUAGCGGGUGUGGAAGAAGUAAGCGAUCAAAGUGAAAAGCAAGGUAGCGACGAUCAACAGCACAACAACAACCAUGAGAAGCAACCAAAAACAGAUAUCACCCAAGAGACCCUCAAAUUACUUACUGGAGAGGUAUACCGCAGAACCUCCAAAAAGUUGGAGGAUUCGCCUAUUAAAGGUAAAAUUACGCCGGAAGAUGAAGAAAAAAUGAGACGUCUUUUGCCUUACGAGGAAGCUCCUGAAUACCUUCAACACAAUCCUUAUAUUCUUCAUGGUUAUCGAGGAUAUCUUACCACGAAGCUAUGUAUUGAAAGUAUAUUCUGGUGGACAAAUGAGACAGUAAAUAUAUGGAGUCACAUAUUCGGAUGGAUGUUAUUUUUUGGCCUGACUCUGUACGAUUUGUGUCUACUGAAUAUUCACGCACCUUUUGGUGACAAAAUGAUAGUAGCACUUCUAUUAGUUUGUUUUCAGGCGUGUAUGAUAUUAUCAUCGGUGUAUCACACAUUUUCUUGCCGAAGUGAACGUGAUUAUUGGUGUUUCUUAUCAUUUGAUUUAUUCGGCAUUGCUUUAAGCCUUUUGUCGAUAUACAUGUCUGGAAUUUAUUAUGCUUUUUGGUGUCACACGGAAUUACAGAGAUUUUAUCUGAUAACCGUGUUAGCAAUUUUUAUAUUUGCAAUGGUGUUGCAAAUACCAAAAUUAAACGUGAAUGGCAACGUGAAACUAGUCGUUUUUGUCGCUUGGGCGGCUUAUGGAGUUUUGCCAACGCUGCAUUGGAGCGUUGUUAUGGGCGGUUUGGACAACCCGAUCGUUAGGAUGUUGCUUCCAAGGGUAUUAGGAAUGUAUAUUAUUAGUGGUGUAGCAUUCGCCAUUUACUUGAGCAAAAUACCAGAACGCUUUUGUCCAGGAUGGGUGGAUUACAUUGGUUCUUCCCAUCAAUGGUGGCACGCGUUGGUGGUAUUGGCUCUUUAUUAUUGGCACAAUACUGGAAUGCUUUACGUGGAAUACAGAAUGAACCACGGUUGUCCAACCAGUAUAAGAUCAUUAUGACAAACACAGACUGGCGACCAAUCAGGUUUUAUUAUGGAAUGCGCUUGUGCUAUGGAAUUUAAUGUUUGGUCGUCAGAAUAUUACAACAAGCUACCGUUUUAUGCUGUUGAGAGAAAGACAACUUGCGCAAUUGAGAAUCCAUUACAAGCGUACCUUCAUCGGCAGACAAUCUAAUAUCACAAUACGCAAUAUUCCUAAUAUAUAUAUAUAUAUAUAUAUAUAUAUA
Apis mellifera (honey bee) is the source of this 1678-nucleotide messenger RNA. Its product is annotated as progestin and adipoQ receptor family member 3. The record is from RefSeq and is a predicted model, not a curated record. The transcript is spliced from 8 exons. The coding region runs from base 394 to 1452 and encodes 352 amino acids. NCBI's taxonomy places the organism in Eukaryota, Metazoa, Arthropoda, Insecta, Hymenoptera, Apidae. Gene Ontology annotation, molecular function: signaling receptor activity. Gene Ontology annotation, cellular component: membrane.